Messenger RNA from Coffea arabica (coffee), 1951 nucleotides. RefSeq lists its product as uncharacterized. The record is from RefSeq and is a predicted model, not a curated record. Lineage: Eukaryota; Viridiplantae; Streptophyta; Magnoliopsida; Gentianales; Rubiaceae.
AAUUUUUUUUUCACAGGUUGUAUUUUCACAACAGAUAGUGGUGGGCCCCACACUUGGCGCGGAAAUCGAGUUACCACUUGUUAUCUGAGCCGCACAUUUUUUUGAAGUCCAAUCUGGACCAUGAACCGUGCAGGGACGGUCAUACUGCCCCAAAUCCCACAGCGAUAGACUUCUAAUAGAUGGGGUGGGGCCACAAAAGAACGCUUUAGAAAAUCCAUCUUGGGCUUGAAAGUCUGUCGGCCCAACUUGGAAGGCUUCCAUAAUUGGACUCGACGGGUGCUAAUUGGAGGAUGGUGCUCUUCCUCAUGUAACAAUUUGCCACGUCUCUCCAUUUUCCAUCCAUCAUCAGCCGGCAUCCUUCUCCAAUAGGAAUCCCAUAAAUCUCCUCCUGCUGCUGCCAAUGAAGGAGGCGACAAGACUGUCUAAACUUCGAAAGAAAUGGCGUCUUUGGCGGCAAUGCAGCUGUUACAAGUCCCCACUCUCUCAUCAUCAUCAUCAUCGGUGCCAUCAACAGUUCAGAGACCACCCUUUUUAUCAACAUUCUCGGUUGGAAGGAAAUCCCAGUUGCACUCCAAACCAGCAUCAUCUUAUUCAUACGGGUUCGUAAGGAACAAUGGUAUUCUUAAUACGCGCAGCUGGAACCAUGCGACGGUUAAAUCUCUGUCGAAUUCCCCCUUAAUAUCUCCCCACGACAAUUGGGGCAUCUGGACUGCUCUUCUUGCAACCGGCGCUCUUGGUCUCUGGUCGGAGAAGACCAAGGUUGGUAGCACGGUGAGCGCAGCAUUGGUCAGCAUCUUGAUUGGGCUGGCAGCCAGCAAUGCGGGAAUUAUUCCUUAUGAAGCCCCCGCUUAUUCGGUUGUCAUCAAAUUUCUGCUCCCAUUGACCGUGCCAUUGCUUCUAUUCAGAGCAGAUAUGCAACAACUAAUUCGCUCAACUGGGACUCUGCUUCUCGUUUUCUUGCUCGGAUCAGUGGCAACAAUUGCUGGGACUUUAGUGGCAUUCCUGUUGGUGCCCAUGCGCUCCCUUGGUCCAGAUAACUGGAAAAUAGCUGCUGCUCUUAUGGGCAGUUAUAUUGGUGGAGCCAUCAACUAUGUUGCAAUCUCAGAGGCACUUGGCACUUCUUCCUCAAUUGUAGCUGCUGGUGUUGCUGCUGAUAAUGUAAUUUGUGCAGUAUACUUUAUUGUAUUGUUUGGGUUGGCCUCCAAAAUACCUUCAGAGACUUCAUUUUUUAGUAAUAAUGCUACUACAGAUUUGCCGUCCGAUUCUGCAAGCAAAUUACCAGUGCUGCAGAUGGGUACAUCACUGGCUGUUUCCUUCGCUAUAUGCAAGGCUUCCACUUCUCUUACCAGAUUUUUUGGAAUUCAAAAUUGUGAUCUUCCUGUAAUCACCACAAUUGUUGUGAUUUUAGCAACUUCUUUCCCUGGUUAUUUUCGCCCCAUCGCACCUACCGCUGAUGCUAUUGCUGUGGUCUUAAUGCAGGUAUUUUUUGCUGUUGUGGGCGCUGGAGGGAGCAUAUGGAAUGUCAUCAAUACUGCUCCAAGCAUUUUUUUGUUUGCAUUUGUUCAAGUAACCGUCCAUCUCAUAUUGAUACUCGGACUAGGAAAACUAUUUUGCGUCGAUCUAAAGCUGUUGCUUCUGGCAUCAAAUGCUAAUAUUGGAGGUCCUACAACAGCAUGUGGCAUGGCCAAGGCCAAAGCAUGGGACUCUCUGGUUGUUCCCGGGAUUCUAGCAGGAAUAUUUGGAGUAUCCAUUGCAACAUUUUUAGGAAUUGGGUUUGGAAUUCUAGUUCUUAAACACCUGUAACUUGUUUUCUCAUGGCCAAGGCCAAACAAAGAAUGAGACUCUUUGGUUGUUCCCCGGAUUCUAGCGGGGAAAUCCAUUGAAACAUUUUUAGGACUUGCGUUUGGAACUCUACUCGAAACACUUGUUUUCUCUGCGGCCUUUAUAUUAA